CGGAGGCCGUACAGGCAGUAAAAAUAACCAACUGAGAACGCGAGUGUUUAUGGGACAGUUGCAUUCUCGCUAACCUUAGCUGUCUAGCUUACCGAUAGGUUAAGAGGACAUUCAACCGAGAGAAGCAAAGAAACAACAUUUGAAAUGGUUUGAUAAAACGCUCAAUCAUGAAUCUCAGGGGGUUCUUCCAAGAUUUCAACCCCAGUAAAUUCCUCAUCUAUGCAUGCCUGUUGCUGUUUUCGGUGCUGUUGUCACUGCGCCUCGAUGGCAUUAUUGAAUGGAGCUACUGGGCAGUGUUUGCGCCGAUAUGGCUGUGGAAACUCAUGGUCAUCAUCGGAGCCUCGGUUGGCACCGGGGUCUGGGCCCACAAUCCACAGUACAGAGCUGAGGGCGAGACGUGUGUGGAGUUCAAGGCGAUGCUGAUUGCUGUGGGCAUCCACCUGCUUCUGCUGACGUUUGAGGUGCUGGUGUGCGCGCGUCUGGAGCGCGGCAGCCACUUCUGGCUGCUGGUCUUCAUGCCGCUGUUCUUCGUGUCGCCCGUCUCCGUGGCCGCCUGCGUCUGGGGCUUCAGGCACGACCGCUCCCUCGAGCUGGAGAUCCUGUGCUCCGUCAACAUCCUGCAGUUCAUCUUCAUCGCCCUCCGGCUGGACAAGAUCAUCAGCUGGCCUUGGCUGGUGGUGUGUGUGCCGCUGUGGAUCCUGAUGUCCUUCCUGUGCCUGGUGGUGCUCUACUACAUCGUGUGGUCGGUGCUGUUCCUGCGCUCCAUGGACGUCAUCGCCGAGCAACGCCGCACGCACAUCACCAUGGCGAUCAGCUGGAUGACCAUCGUGGUGCCCCUCCUCACCUUCGAGAUUCUGUUGGUGCACAAGCUGGACGGCCACUACAACUCCAACUAUGUGCCGGUGUUCGUGCCUCUCUGGGUGUCCCUGGUUACGUUAAUGGCCACCACCUUUGGCCAGAAAGGAGGCAACCACUGGUGGUUCGGCAUCCGUAAAGACUUCUGCCAGUUCCUGCUGGAGCUGUUCCCGUUCCUGCGCGAGUACGGCAACAUCUCGUACGACCUGCACCACGAGGACUCGGAGGUGUCGGAGGAGAUGCCCUCGCACGAGCCGCCCAAGAUCGCGCCCAUGUUCCGCAAGAAGACCGGCGUGGUCAUCACCCAGAGUCCCGGCAAGUACUUUGUGCCGCCGCCCAAGCUCUGCAUCGACAUGCCGGACUAGAGAAACGUGGGAUAUGUGGACACGCAGCACAAAGACACAGACUGGUCCUCCUUCCCUCCCUCCCUCCCUUUGCUCACCUUGCUCCCUCCCUGGGCACUCGGGGUGGGUUAAUGACACCCCAACGUACUCUUGAGUGAGUGAGUGGGGGUGGUGAGCUUUCCAGUGAACUUUGUGCAUGGGAAGUUAUGAAGUCUGCAAACUCUCCAGAGAAACAAGACAGUCACUCACUUGAACGGAGAGAGACUUGAGAGACAGACGGACACUGAGGGAUGAGAGAACUGUGUGCGUCUGUGACAAAUAAUACCACCCACACCCUGUCAAAGACAGAAUAGGAGACUGCUUUUUUUCUCCCCCCCCCUCCCUCCUACCCAAAUCUUCUUUUAUAUUUUUGUUUGGAGAGAGUGCAGCAACAGCAACAGCAGCUGUUGUGGAAUACAGUAUGGGAGCAUCGGCCGUGUAGGCGGACUAGUGGCUGUAACUGACUAACAGGCUCUUGGAGAGAACACAAUCAGCAUCCUUUGGCUUCAGCUGCACAACAACAACACACAUACACACACGCACGCACACACACCCUGUCGAUAGUUGGACUUGGGAUAUAAAUAUAUAUGUAUACGAUUCUACUGACCUUAACCUAGUACGACUAUGCUACUGUUAUGCACUUCCCUUGUUUUUGUUAUUAUUAAUAUUUUUUGUCUAUUUUUAUUAUUUUUAUUAAAAAAAAAACCUGUGACUGUAUAAGUAUCCGUUACAAGAUGAAAAAAAAUCUCCAACAGGUUAUUCAAAAGUGGAAACUUUAUUUUGAUAACAUACGAGGAGUUAUGAGCAGGCAAAUGCUUGGACUAAAGGCACGCACGUCAUCCCAGUGUUAACACAGGCCACCAGGGGCCUAUACUACAAAGCUGGUUCGGGAUAAGUUAAGGUUAAGUUAAGAGGUAAAUCAUCUAAUACAAGGGCUUUUCUUAGGAAAGGGAUGACUCCAGGCCCUUCUAUUAGAUGAUUUACUCUUAACUUAGCCUUAACCUGAACCAGCUUUGUAGUAUAGGCCCCUGACCAUCAUGCUGUACCACCUUCACCAUGCUGACGUCAAGUUGCCAUACAGGACGCACGGGGACAUCAGUGUACUGUAGCUGGUCACAUGUAGUAUAUCGAAUAAUACCUUGUGGUGUAGCAAGAGCCUGUUAUAUCGCCUUGUCUUGAAGCACAUUUGAAACACAACUUGUGUUUUUUAUUUUGUUUUUGUUUUUUUAUUGGAAGUGUUGUUGGCACUAGUUUCAUUCGUGAUGACCCUAAAGAGAAACUGCCUUUUUGGUUUGAGAGCUACCAAUACGUUCACACUUGCCCAGGCCUGCAGAAGACCAAAUACCUACCGUAAGGAGCUCAAAUAUGUUCACUAAUAGGAGUUGCAACAGGAUAUAAGAAGUUCUCGUAUCUGUAUCUUUAUUUGAUGCAAAAAAGGGGAUGUCUCUCCAGCAACCGUUUGCGUUGUUGCUGGUAGGUCGAUGUCACUCCAUAUAACUGACAAUCUGAGACAUAAUUAAUUUGUUUUGUAUGGUGCUUUCCUAUAGCACCUCUACUGUUUUUGUUUUGUUUUUAUCUGUAUUUUUGUUGAAAAAGUACAGGCAAUGUUGAGGAAUGCUGGUUGAACACCCCCUGACAUGCAUGUGUUUUGAAGCUUCAGUGUGUAAUUUAUUUUGCAGUUUAUUUCCAGAAUUUAUGUUGCCGAUUCACAAAUGCAGUGUGUUUCAUGGAUAUUCACUACCACCAUCAAUUUCCAUCAAGUGUUCUUUAUGGAAAUCUACAUUUUUCGCCAUUUUGAAUUACCAAACCUGCAUUGAUUGCUGCAAAACACCAGAAAAUUCGCAUUUCUGAACGGGCAGCAUUCAUUUUGGAAAUAAACUGCUGAAAAAAUACGCCCUGGACCCCUAAUGUGGUCACUAGGAUCAGUAGAUCUGCCCUAAGUAAAAUGGCGACAAACCUCUUACCUGGACCACAGUUUGACUAGAGCGGAGACAGAAAUGUACCUCUUUUUUCACCCUUUUUAACGCCUUUUGAUCUUUUUAUUUGUACUUGAGCAUUAAGAGGAGUAUGAUUUGUGUUCGUUUCUCUGCCAAAACUGCACUUGAAGUAUCCCCCAUGGCGUGUGGAGGUGGGUUGUAGUUUACUAAGAAACCUGCUGCAUCUGCUGCUUAGGGCUUCAGCAUGACAACUGGGUGUUCUGUCAUUUGGUGACAUACAAACCUUUGGAACACUGUAUUGCAGUGUUCCAUGAAUACGCUCACUUGUCACAUUCCAACCUGGUAUUAAAAGAACACAAAACAUCCUGGUGCACAUUUUUCUCUUUUCUCCCUUCCCCAUUCCCCUCCCCCUUUUCAAUUUACUGCUGUCUGGCUUAUACUCCUGUUUUUUUUCCUCCCCUUCUCCCCUCCUGUCUUUUUGUACCCUAUCUUAUUCAAUGAUGCACUUUUGAGGUGUUGGGAUGGAUCUGUUUUCCUGUUUUUUUUGCUCGUCAGUGUAUUGGUUUGUCGAACUCAGCUGGUCUGAGUCAGUGAUAUGAACGUCCUUUUUACUCUGCCCUGGACCAAUGUUACUGCUCGCUCUCUCUCUCUCUCUCUCUCUCUCUCUCUCUCUCUCUCUCUCUCUCUCUCUCUCUCUCUCUCUCUCUCUCUCUCUCUCUCUCUCUCUCGUGUCUGUCUCUGCAUUCUCUUUCCCAAAAGAGCAUUCUCCAUCUCGCCUGACUCUGCAUACUCCAAUUAAACUCAAACAACAUUCAGUCAAAUGCA
Engraulis encrasicolus (European anchovy) is the source of this 4000-nucleotide messenger RNA. RefSeq names its product transmembrane protein 185 (gene tmem185a). The coding region runs from base 168 to 1220 and encodes 350 amino acids. The record is from RefSeq and is a predicted model, not a curated record. NCBI's taxonomy places the organism in Eukaryota, Metazoa, Chordata, Actinopteri, Clupeiformes, Engraulidae. The transcript has 7 exons.